AGAUUCCCCGAUACCCAAGGAAUAUCCCCUUUUCUUCAGAAAAUCGUCGUUUCUCGUGUCGUCGAUUUUUCAGUGCAAUAAAUUUGUGCCGCACGACCAAUUUUAAUAAUAGACAAGGUAAUUUUACUUACAAUCUUUAAAUUCAACGAGCAGACCGUUUACUUUACUUAAUAAUACUGGAAUAAUAAGAUCAUUUACCAUCUUUUCAAAUUAUAAUUGUGAUCACACGACAACUUAUUAUACAUUACAGAUAUAAAUAGACCACUGACAUGGCAAAUUAUUUUUGUUGGAUAGAUUUUCUUCAGAAGAAAUGUUGAAAUUUAACACUUUAUUGAUAAUAUUGGCCACAGUGGUUUGCGCAACAAGUGGAUAUAUGUGGCAACCUGGAGGAGCUGCGUGCGGGUGUUUUAAUCACGUCUAUGUUGACAAGCCAAAAAGCAUUGCUGAUUGCUCUCCGAAAACAAAGUUCUUGAGUCAAAUUUUCCAAAACUAUAAUAACGUAAAUUUUGCGUUAUUGAUAAAUGCAUCGCCCGUUGGAUGCGAUCUGGCUAAAUAUCGAUACAGAAUCUAUGAGAUGAAGGAAAAAACGCUGAAAAUGGUUGAAGCUUAUUUCUCAUGUGUUGAGUCGAAUUGUACAACGGCACUAAUGUCAGCCUAUAACAAAUAUGUGGAUUUCGUAGCGUUUGAUUUCAACCCAUACACCCGUUGUGCUUUCACAAAUUUCAAUCGAGGUUGUGCUCAAGCUCUUGUAGAAAAUCGACCACCAGUUCAUGGCAGUGCUGAAAAUAUUCUAGUAGCUUUGCUCACUUGUGCUAAAUUGAGGGCGGAAGCACAUUCUGGAAAAGUGCAAUCGUUGAUACCGGCUCCUGCAAACCAUAACAAUGAAGUGGAAUGCAAUUGCAUUAAAAUAGAUCCAAGACCAAUACCAAAAGAUGAGUGCGAGUGCUACUCUACCAAAUACUAUUCAACACUUCACAGCUAUAUAGAAGUCAAUUUUGACAGAGUUUUCGCUGAAUAUAAAGCAAACCUUAACACAUCCUGUGAAUAUACAGAACUCAUUGGAUACACGGAACAACUAAAACAAUUGUCCCUAACGAUGAUGGCACUUCUUGAAAAAGCUAGUCCUCAAUUCUUUGAGUUUGAUGAAUACUAUAAGCAAUUUACAGAUUUAUUAUUGACAUACAACCUAGCGAUGAGGACAUACAAUUUAAAGAACGAUAAGAGUUGCUACUAUACCGCCCGUAAGGCCCGACAAAAUCCAAUUGCGAUUGCGGAGGCAGUCAUUGGAAUUUUAACGAAAUGCCUUGGAUAUAAGGUUUUGGGCGAUGAUCGAUGUAGUGUAUUUUUGAAAUGAAAUUUUAGUUUGAAUAAUUGUUUUGACAAUUUAAGGAAUUUACUUUAAGAAGAAUGUCACUUGUAUUAUCGAUCUGUCUGCUGCUGGUAAUAUUUUAUUAAAUUAUUUUUGAAAAAUU
Molecule: messenger RNA, 1472 nt
Organism: Bradysia coprophila
Lineage: Eukaryota; Metazoa; Arthropoda; Insecta; Diptera; Sciaridae
Source: RefSeq, a predicted model, not a curated record